Girardinichthys multiradiatus is the source of this 3195-nucleotide messenger RNA. Its product is annotated as gastrula zinc finger protein XlCGF57.1-like. NCBI's taxonomy places the organism in Eukaryota, Metazoa, Chordata, Actinopteri, Cyprinodontiformes, Goodeidae. Gene Ontology annotation, biological process: regulation of transcription by RNA polymerase II; central nervous system development. The transcript is spliced from 3 exons. The record is from RefSeq and is a predicted model, not a curated record. Bases 485 to 1846 code for a protein of 453 amino acids. Gene Ontology annotation, cellular component: nucleus. Gene Ontology annotation, molecular function: DNA-binding transcription factor activity, RNA polymerase II-specific; RNA polymerase II cis-regulatory region sequence-specific DNA binding.
CGUAGCCACAACUCCACCUCCACACAAACACGAAUCUAGCUAGGCUUUUUCCCUCGUAGAUUGUGUGUAAAUAUGUCUGCUGCACUUCUGCUUUUCAUAAAGAGAAAUAUAUAUGUUCUUAAAGUGUUUUCUAGCUUUUGAUGAUUGAUCCAGCUUGUCAGCAGGAACCAGUUCCUUUCUGUUUCACGAGGAAAACAAGCUAGUAGGAGAUGAAUGACAAGAUGCUAACUCUGGAGUGAAAUCUGACCUGCAUGUUCCUUCAGAAAACCACCGAAAAAACUUCCCACAGCAGCCUGGACAUUUAUCAGAUGCUGGUGUGUCACCAGCUUUUUCCUGCAAGCUUCAAAUCUAAACAAAUCACAUGCUUCACCACAUGGCUACACGAUUCCCCGGAUCCUGCAGCACAUGAACACCAAGCUGCCCGUAUUUUAUCAGAAAUCGAUGAUAAAACUGCAAGCCCUUAAUAAAGCUCUGACUGGGCUUUAUGUCUGCUUUCAGGAGCACGAGAUCUCAUGUAGGAUUACAUCCAUCAAUGUCUGCUGAUUCUCAAGACCAGUUGGUCUCUAACCAAGAGGCACACUCCAGUUAUGAAGAAUCAGAAGAACUACGGCUCAAAAAGAAACAAGAAGAAUCAAAGCCUUUGCAGAUUAAAGAGGAAGAGUUUGAACAGUUAGUCUAUCAGGAUGACCAGCAGCAUGAACUGAAGCAAGAAACAGAAACCUCUGUGGAAACAUCUUCUGAAGAGGAAACGGACCACAGCGAUUCAGACCAAAGUGGGAAUGAUCUCCUCUCUCAGAGUCAUGCUGAGAACCAAGAUCAAGAAAUGUGUGGUAAAACUUUGUUACACCGCUGUGACGUCUGCGGGAAAGUGUUCAGGAAAAAAAAUCAUUUGACUGAUCACAAGAGAACUCACACAGGUGAGAAGCCUUUCCUGUGUGGGGUCUGUGGCAAAAGCUUUAGCCGAAAAUAUGGAUUGAACAGCCACAUGAGAACUCACACAGGGGAGAAAUUGUACUCCUGCGAAGCAUGCGGUAAAGCCUUUAGUGACAGCGGUCAGCUGAACACUCACGUGAGAACUCACACAGGUGAGAGGCCGUAUUCGUGUGAAUUCUGCGGGAAAAGUUUCAGUCAGAAUGGUCAUUUGAGGGAUCACAUGAGAAUUCACAUGGGUAUGAAGCCUUUCCAAUGCAGACUCUGUGGGAAAACCUUCAUGAGGAAAAACUGCCUGAAAUGUCACAUGGUAACUCACACUGGUGAGAAGCCCCAUACUUGUGAGCUGUGUGGCAAGUCUUAUGGCGUUCGCGCUAAUUUGACGGCUCACAUGAAGACGCACACGGGCGACAGGCCUUUUACGUGUCUGACCUGCAAGAGAAGUUUCAUUACAAAGUCUGCGUUGAAUAGUCACAUGAGCACUCACUCGGGUGAGAAGCCUUUUUCAUGUCCUACCUGUGGAAAGAGUUUCCGAGAAAAAACCUUUAUGACCGUCCACAUGAAAACACACACAGAGGAGAAGCCUUUCUUCUGUUCCGUAUGCGGAAAAAGCUUCAGUCAAAGAAGGUAUUUGACCAAACACAAAAGGGGUCACACAGACGACAAGCCAUACACCUGUGACGUAUGCGGUAAAGGCUUUUGCCAGAGUUGUGAUUUGACCUCUCACAUGAGAACUCACACAGGGGAGAAGCCUUUUCCGUGUCUGACGUGUGGAAAAAGUUUUGGCAAAAAAAGUAAUCUAAAUAUCCACAUGAGAACUCACACAGGUGAGAGGCCCUUCUCAUGUCUGGCAUGUGGAAAAAGUUUCAGAGAAAGAACAUCUUUGAACAGACACAUGGAAACUCAACACCCCUGAGAUGGAAGUAGUUUGACUUCCAUGUCUCUGAGUCCAGCUUGACGUUAAUAAACUGCAAUCCUGAGAGAAAAAUUUAAAACUUUUUCCUGGACAACAAAUUCAGAUUAAAACCAGUGCUUCCUCACAUAUGAUUGACACAUAAUACAGCUUCAUCUCAGUAAAUCAGAAGAGCAACAAGGAUGUAAUUUAUUUCAGUAAUUUAAUUAAAAAAGGGAAAUGUAUUUAUAUAGACUAACAACAUGCAGAUUGAUAUAUUUCAAGAGUUUAUUUCUGUUGUUUUUGAUGAUCAUGACUUGCAGCUUAUAAAAAUCCCAACUUCAACUUCUCUCAUAAUUUCCAUAUUGCAUAAGAUCAAUUAAAAAAUCCUUUUUAAUACAGAAAUGUUGGUUUACUGAGGUACAUCCAUGUACUGAACAGCAUACUGGUCCGUGCAGUAUAAGUCUUUGGUCAGGUCUCGUUUUGCAUAGAUUACUGUAUCAAUGCAGCGUGGCAUGGAGGCGAUGAUCCUGUGGCUCUGCUGAGGUGUGAAAGAUGCCCAGGUUGCUUUAAUAGCGGCUUUAAGCUCCUCUGCUUUGUUGGGUUGAUGUCUCAUCUUCCUCUUGAUUAAACUCCACGAGGUUGAUGUCGCUUCAAGCACUGACUCGGGCCACAAUCGAUGCGUAGUGAAUCUCCCCCAAGCCCUUAAACGGGAUUUGCUUCACAGUCUUCUCAAGAUGGCUGUUAUUCCUGCUGCCUGUGCUUCUUUGUCUACCAUAUUUUUUUCUUCCAAUUAACUUUCUAUUAAUAUUCCAGGAUACAGCAGUCUGUGAAUAGCCUGGUUCUUUAGCAAUGACCUUUAGUGGCUUAUCCUCCAUGUGGAGGUUGAUGGUGUCAGCCAGAGACCUGCAAAGUAAACACUCUUUCCCAUGAUUGGCUAGGUCAUAAAAAUAACAUUUCUGGAUUAAAAAAAAUGUUAUUAGGUUUAUGUAAUAUAUUAAUUUAAACCCUAGGAAUAUCAAAAUUAACAGAAAUGAAUGCUUGAAAUACUUAAAUUUGAGUGUCAAUGAGUUUCAUUUUUUGAAUUAUAUAACUGAAAUAACGUUUUUGAUAAUGUUCAAAUGUUUGUAGAUGCUCCUGUAUCAAUGUAUUUUAUGAGGUGUUCUCUACAUGCUCUUGCAAUGUAUUUUUUUAACCUUUAAAUAGAAGUGUUGUAUAAUGUGCAAGUAUUUUGAAUGAUGAGAACAGAUGGAAAACGUUACUGUGCUUUUUCCUUAAAGUCCAUUUAAUACUGGAUUAUCCUCGGAUUGUGUUAAAAUUUACAUCUUUGGAAUAUUUCAACAUGCAAAUUAAAAAAGAGGAUCUCUACAAUG